Molecule: messenger RNA, 1306 nt
Organism: Phodopus roborovskii (desert hamster)
Lineage: Eukaryota; Metazoa; Chordata; Mammalia; Rodentia; Cricetidae
Gene: Foxi3
Product: forkhead box I3
Exons: 2
Coding region: 29-1306 (425 amino acids)
Biological process (GO): cell differentiation; anatomical structure morphogenesis; regulation of transcription by RNA polymerase II
Molecular function (GO): DNA-binding transcription factor activity, RNA polymerase II-specific; RNA polymerase II cis-regulatory region sequence-specific DNA binding
Source: RefSeq, a predicted model, not a curated record
ACGGGCCGUUGGGUUGGUCCUCCAAGGGAUGCUCUCCCCGAAGUGCCAAGGCCAGCCCCGUUCUCCCAAAGCCGCGGUCGCCCCGCACCAGCCCUCGGCCGCAGACAUGGCCCUCUACUGCGGCGACAACUUCGUGUACUCACAACCCGCCGCCGCCGCCGCGCCCGGUGCGCCCCCGGCCUCCAGGGCGCCCUACGGGCUGUCCGAUUACGCCGCGCCACCCGCCGCCGCCAACCCCUACUUGUGGCUCAACGGGCCCGGCGUGGGCGGCCCGGCCUCCGCUGCCGGCUACCUGGGCGCCCCGCCGCCGCCCCCCGGAGCGGCUCCCGGGCCCUUCCUGCAGCCGCCGGCCGCUCCGGGCACCUUCGCGGGCACCCAGCGGGGCUUCGCGCAGCCAUCGGCUGCUGCCCCGGCCUCGCCCGCCGGCUCGGCAGCUCCGGGCGAACUGAGUUGGCUGACGUUGACCGGCCACGAGGACCUGAUGAAGAUAGUGCGUCCGCCCUACUCGUACUCGGCGCUCAUCGCUAUGGCCAUCCAGAGCUCUCCCGAGCGCAAGCUCACCCUCAGCCACAUCUACCAGUUCGUUGCCGAUAACUUCCCUUUCUACCAGCGCAGCAAGGCUGGCUGGCAGAAUUCCAUCCGCCACAACCUAUCACUCAACGACUGCUUCAAGAAGGUGCCCCGCGACGAAGACGACCCAGGGAAAGGUAAUUACUGGACUCUAGAUCCAAACUGUGAAAAAAUGUUCGACAAUGGAAACUUCCGUCGGAAGCGCAAGCGCCGAUCUGAGGCCAGUAGCAACCUCACUGCAUCUUCAGGAACGUCAAAAUCAGAAGGGUUGUCCUCAAGACUAAGAGUGAGUGGGAAGCCAGAAGGAGACAGCCCCUCUAUGAUGAGCUCAUCUCAGUCACCAGAGCCUCCAGAGGGCACCAAGAGCACCUCCUCCUCUCCUGGAGUAUCCACACAAACCUCCACCCCCUGCCUCAACACUUUCCUCAGCAGCCUCAACACUUUGAGUGUAAACCCCAGCAGCAUGAGUACCCAACGAGGCAUCCCAGGCAGUCGCCGCCACCUAGGGGGUACCCAGCUGCCCUCCAGCACAUUCCCCAACCCUUCCAUCCCAGAGGGUUCUCCAGACUCCAUGCAGCUUAGUGCUAUGAGUGGAAGCAACCAGCUAUCUGCCUACUACAGCCCAUUUCCUGGCAGCGGCAGUGGGGACCAGAGUAGCCCCUUCAGCAGCCCUUUCUACAACUUCAGCAUGGUCAACAGCCUCAUCUACCCCCGAGACGGCGGCUCUGAAAUGUAA